Molecule: messenger RNA, 3442 nt
Organism: Eublepharis macularius
Lineage: Eukaryota; Metazoa; Chordata; Lepidosauria; Squamata; Eublepharidae
Gene: CABCOCO1
Product: ciliary associated calcium binding coiled-coil 1
Exons: 9
Coding region: 1-1047 (348 amino acids)
Source: RefSeq, a predicted model, not a curated record
AUGAUUUUUAACAUCUCCGUUUUCCCUACCAUCAAUUAUUUGCUGAAAGCCAUCCAGAUUGGCUUGUACACGCCAUUUUUCCUCCCGAGGGCGGCCAGAGCGAGGCCUAGUCCCGCCCCGGCUGUUUCCCGGGGCAACGCCGAGACGCUCCGGCGAGUCAGCAUGGCGACCAAGUGGAAAGAGAAGGACAAGGAGAAAGACAAGGAGGUCGUGGUGGCACAGGAGGAAGACAAAAUGAUUAAAGAUGAAGAGGCAAUGGCUUGGAAGUUCCUUUCUCUUACCCAAAUUAAUAGUCUGUUAGAGCAUGAUGUAGCAGGAGUUCAAAAAUAUUUGGAACUGCAUCUGGAUUUGAAACAACAUAAGACGUCUUUGAAAGAAGCUGUUUUGUUGGAUUAUUACGUGUCAGGAUUUUGGUGGGCUAAAAAGAUGGACUUCUCAACUGUGCAGGUGGGAGGAUUUAUGACUCUGUUAAAUCUGCUGUUGGAGAACCUCGGCACUGAGCAUAUGACACUAUUGGAGAACAUCCAAGAACUUAGAAGAACAAUGGUUGGAAUUGGACAGUGUCAUUCAGAGAAAAGUGGGGGGUUUGAGUUCUUCACUGUAGACCAAGCCAAGGCUAUAGUUGACUAUCUGAAAAUCAGCUUAUUCCAGCAUUAUGCACUAUAUGAGUAUCUUUUCCAUAGUCCCCGGGAAGAACUUGUGAUAGGAGAUGAGAAUGUUGUCGAACUCGUCAAGCCUGCAGAUGCCCCUUUCCCUGCUCCCUUGGAAGAAGGUCUGCCUUGUGACAUUUAUUCUUCAUUUAUAGCAUUAAUCCCAGCAGCAGAGGAUGUCAUUGAGGAAAUGGAAGGAAGCGUUCAUGAAGAAGAACAGCCUGAAGCAGAAGCUCCUGUAGAUCCUCUGGCAGGUUAUUGCGUGGAUGACGUUAAGUUGGUACUGGGCAAAAUGACCUGUGAAACGAUCGUCUGUCUUCAGACGGAGAUAAAUGAAAGGCUACAAAUGCAGGAAGAGGCCUACUCUGUGAGAAUAGAAAAGCUGAAGAAGGCCUGAGAAAAUCUGCACAAGUCGCGUGUCGGUGCAGAGUAUUCCACCGGUUAUUUCAAACACACACAAUCUCUAUGUCGUGUUUUGUUUCUGAAGUUCGGCUUGAUCGGGUCAGUGCUGCUUCACAGAGCAAACGUCAUUCUGAAGUCUCUAAUACAACACCUGCAAAUUUAGUUUAGCCUCUCUUUAUGUAUAAGCAGUGGAGUAUUCUGUGAAAACUAAAUGGCAGAGGAAGAAAAUUUAAACUGAACUGAGAUCUGUUUGGUGGUUUUUGAACUCUGAAUGGCAUCGGAUUUGUGAUGUUCCCCCCAUUCCUGUGUUUAUGAAAGGCAUCUGAAUCAUUGAGUGGCAUAACAAUGGGGGAUCAAACGCCAACAUCCUCUUAGCCAUCAUGACCGUGGUGUCUUUCCACUCCUCCCCCCUUGGCUGCAAGCGGGGGAGUAUCCCGUCACCCUUCAGAGUUCUAGAAUACCCACAGUUGUUAAAAACAUAAAGGAAAGGGAAACAUGCAUUUAGUCAAGAUGAACUAUUUGUCUACCCUGAAUGACCAGCGUAGCUUUUCAAGUAAGUAAAUAGGAUGUACGGGUUUGGGGGUAUAGUGCUUGUUCCACACUUCCUAUCUCCCAAACACACACACGCUUUGCACCCAACCCAAUCAAAAGCUGUUUCUGACAGUCCAGAAUGGGGCGUGCUAAAACAUGACAGGCAGACAGAACGUGCAGCAGCACGAGGACAAGGCUGGAUAAAUAGUGAUUCCCCUGCAAGCCAGCUAAAGGAGAACACGCUCCUAGAAUGUUUGGAGAACACCUCUUUGGCGUUAUGCUUCUGCUUCUCUCCACAAUGCAGCACCAGAAGUUUAAAGACAUGAAGUCAGUCAGUGCUUUUAAAUCCCCUUUGUGAAAUAGAUCAGAAAGAAGGACGGACUCCCCCAACUGGCCGUCGGCUCAUUUAUUCACAGUUGUUGAGGCUCAGCUCUGCUUUAUCUCCUCCAACCUGUGUACUGCUACUACUGGUACCCUCUAUCCAACUCAUCCCAUAUCUAGCCUCCUUAAGGCUCCAACAGUACAAUCCUAAACAGAGCCCAUUGACUUCAGUGUACUUAGAAGGGCAUAACUCUGCUUAGGGUUGCACAGUAAGCCUUUUCUUGGAUCUUGUGCCGGCUCUCAGCACCCAGGGUUUUCUUGCUCCUGCUCCGGGCCCACAACCUAGCCCUGCUUCAGACUCCUUUAAGCAAAACUAUCAUCCUGAUUGAGACCCUCUGAAUAGCUACCAGCCAUGCUUAUCUGUCUGGUUUGGCUCUCGUUUCAGUUUGACGCCCUUGUCCAAAGCCUGGGAUUGACCAAUAAUGCUCCCUUCCCUGUCCCAGGCAAUGGCAAGGCCCUCUGAUUUUAACUUUUGUGCACAGGCUCGGUCUUGCACUGCCUCAGUUCUAUCCUUGAAGCAGAAAAAUAUUGUCCACCCAUUGUUGGCUAAGAAAUAGGAAAAAUGCCCUCUUCCCACCGCCGUACUAAAUUAAGUAGAAACAGUUUAUCCCUGUUUAAUCCAUACAAGUGCAUUUCUCAGGAUGUUGACAGAUACAAACCAUCAGAAAUUUAUUUUCAUUAGGUCACAUCAGUCUGUAUCCAGCCACACAUGCCAAAAACUUAAGGGCACUUACGUGUCCUUACCAGAGAACAUCAUUUUACAUUGCUUUCUCCCACCCACUGCAGCCCCCCCCCCCCAAACCUUGCCCCCUAUGUUGUUCCUGUGGAUCUGGUGACCCCUCCCCACCUCCCCAGGAACAAAAUUUCUGGUCAAUUGGAUGCAGCAGAAGGGAAAUCACAGUGUAAAUCACUGGCCCCUCUUAAGGAAACGGAAGUGUCCUUGAGUCCUUGGAACUGCGUGGUUGGUUACAGGUAAACUACCCAGCAUGCUGUUCUUAACAGUGAAAAGCAAGAUUUAUUGAUUGAAGACAAUUCUACCCUACCUUUCAGCCACAAUCUUCCAAGUACAAUCAAAAUAAAAUCACAAUUCAAUAAAUAAUCAGUUCUGCUAAUAAACAUUAAAAAGUGAAUGUCAAACCAAUGUAUCCCAUAUAGUCAAUGCACACACACUACAGAAAAAAAAUAAAUUCAACAAUUUGUUUUAAAAACAGAUUUAAGAAAAACCUAAGUAAGUAUAAACUGUGUUGGCCUGGUAGGCAUUUAACAGAACAAUCCUUUUCAGGUUACUCAAGUCCAUUGAUUUGACGGCUUGAGGGUUUUUGUCGUCUAAUUUUGCAACCAUUUUGGCCUCGUGCUUGAUCAUAAAAAAGCCAGGCACUAGUGCUAUAUCCUGCCUCUGUCCACGAGAGCUUCCAGUUAGCCAUCAGGACUAGUAGACACGAAUAGAACUAUUCCACAUAAAUUUGUCCUUAUAAUUA